AUGUCAGAGGCCCCAACCUCAUGGACCACAUCAUCCCAGGACACUAUCUCCACCAGCGGGGAUUCUCCUGAGGUGGAGUGCCCUGUGUGCUACCAAGAGUAUGACCAGGACCUCCGGCUCCCACGCAUGUUGGAAUGCCUCCAUGUCUUCUGCACAGAAUGCCUUCAUAACAUCCAGCUUUCCCCACUCCACCCACCUGAUCAGGACAGUCCUCCCUCCAUCUCAUGUCCCCUUUGCCGCCAUCCCACCCCACUGGAUGGUGGUGAUGCACACUCCCUCCCCUGCAACUCCCGGAUCCUAGCCCAGCUCCCACCUGUAACUUUUCAGCUUCCUCUGUCAGUAUCCACCCGGCUGGCUACAGUGACCCAGAGGGUGAUCCUGUCUCUGGAGUCUCGGGAUACCCGAUUCAUCAUUUUACCCACUGUCAGUCUGCGGGUGGAGCAGAUGGGGGAGAGUUCCAGCUUGCCUGAGCCCAUAGAGGGUAGGGUUGAAGUACUGGGGAGAAACAGAAAGAGCCUGAUGUGUGUGCAGAUGUUGGUUGUGAUCUUCUGGAUGUUUUUUGUCUUGGCCUGUGUGUUGGGUGUGGUUUUUGGUCCAAACUUGUUUCACUAA
Molecule: messenger RNA, 612 nt
Organism: Electrophorus electricus (electric eel)
Lineage: Eukaryota; Metazoa; Chordata; Actinopteri; Gymnotiformes; Gymnotidae
Source: RefSeq, a predicted model, not a curated record